GUCCCUCGUCAUGUCACCAUACAUGACGUAUUUAUGGAAAAACAUGAAACAUGGCGGUCGAGGUAUUGCUAACGAAGCAGAUCCAAGAUGCCAUUUUAGAAGCUAUUAGACGCAACUCAGUUCCACAGGAUCUCGAGAAACAAUUAUUGAAAUAUACAAAAUACUGUAAAGAAACGAAAGAACUAGAUAAAAGGAAGGAAAAAGUGGCCAUUCCAUUCAAGUUAGUCAAACAACUUUGGGAAUGUCUUCGAGAGAAUACCGGUAGGCCUCAUGUACGUCAUAAACAAAGUUUUUUGAGCCUCUGUCCAGGAAUCGAUUGAUUAAAAUGUACAAUUCAGGAGUUAUUUUUAUCGCAGACGUUUUGUUUAUAUUUUUGUACUCUCUACGGUACGAUCUACUGCAAAAGUCAGCUUUUACUCCUCCUAAGCCCCUAGUGCCCUUGAGGAUGGCAUGUUUCUGCAAGGCGCAAUCUUGUAGCCGUUUUUUUUUUUCUUUUCUUUUCUUGUUCUUUUAAAAAUGGUAAGCGAAAGAACUGAGGGGUCAAAUGACUUUUAUGUCUCUUAUCACUCAUCCCAAGCUAGCGAAGGACUCAGAUGAUAAUAAAGCAAAUCUCCCCAGGGCUCUUAGCAAAUUUACCCGUUUUCACACAUAGCGUACAGUAUAAAGUAUGCCUUCAAAACCCAAUGUAGAAAAACCACAUGCCCAAUGCUGCCUUGACGUUAGCUAGAACGUUCCUGGACUUCUCUUUAAAUUUAUCCAACUAUCUUUCUAGAUCAAGAUUCAAAACUAUACUUGCAUGAGCUGCUGGCAGGAAGUGAAGUUUAUGUUGAACCUUUAAAGUUACCAGAAAAGGUAUGUUUAAAAGAUUUAUCUAGUUAUUAUACUGUGAAGUUACGCCAUACCCAGCAUCAAUUUUCGCCAAACAAUAUGUAAUUGAGAGAAAAGAUUAUGCAAAUUAAUGAAAUGAUCACCAAAUAGAAAGUGCAUUGAUCUUAACACAUAUCCUCUCAACUAAAUCUUUGUGGCAAGGAAAUGUAUUGAGAUCAGUCCAGAGAAGUUUACAGUGAGAACAGGAAAUAUGCUCAAUUUUUCUGGUACCACAUUUCAUACAUGUAGCAGAGCUCGAAAUUAUUUAUGAUCACCAACAAGAAGGAACAGAAAAUAAAACAAAUUUACAUCUGGAACCUCUUGGCUACAAGAUUGAUUUAUGUCAGUAGUAUGGAAAGGCCAAAAUGCAAACCCCUCUCUUGUGAAAUGUCCCAAGUGAUGGGGAGUAUUGAGAGGCAGCUAUAAAAUAAAUAAAUAAAUUAAUAAUUCUUUUAUUUAUCCUCUGCCAUAUUUAAAGCACUUAUGCUAGUGGGGCUGAGCAAAUGUAUGAAACAAAUAAUUUAAAUAAAACAUAACAGAGUUAAGAAUCCCAACUGGCCGGAGGCAAACCAGCUGCUAGUUACAAGCAUGGCCGAGGAUUUGAUCUCGGGACUCCCGUGAACAAAUCCAGCUAGCAGUCAGAGCAGGACUUGAAGUAGGGGCCUCUGAAUUAAAAGUCCAAGGCUCUAACCACUCAGCCACGCUGCAUCCUCAUGCUGUAUGUGAGGACUGAUAUUUAUGACUUGCAUUUCCUCUAACAACCUAAAGUUUUAUUUUGUUAAAUUGCUUAGCCUUGUCCUCAAAACAGUAUGACAAGUCUAAAACACCGGUCACAUUCUUCAAUCAGUCAGAGUACAUUCUAUAUAUUAAGUAAAUAAGACAAAAAGUGUUACCAUCAUCGGAUCAAAAUAUCCAAAAGUGCUUUUUUAGAAACUGUUUUAUUUAGUUUUUCAGGUCCUGUGAUUUUAUACAUGUACGAUGGUGCAAUUUUGCUCAGUUUAGGUCAAAUUGCAUCCAAUCACAAUAAUCCAUAAGAAAUCUUAUGAAAUAUAAGACAAAAUGCAUACAAAUACAUAAUCUGGAUUAUUUUUUAGUCAUCCCUUAAUCUUAAUGCAAUUUCUUUUGUUUCAUACCCCUCAACUUUGGAUCCAAGUGUGAAUUUUUAUAUUUUGUAAUAAGCCUUUUGUUAUUAACAGUAAUAUAUGCCACUGACUUUUCCCUGAUUUAUUUUCUUUUAUCAUUGCAUAAUUAUGAUUUUUACUUUGUAUUAGAGUCCAGAACUUAUAACUCGUCUGAAAAAGCUAAAAGCAGAGCAACAAAGGGCAGAGUAUGACAGGAUGGUUUCAAAUGUUGAUAGAAAGGUGAAAAUGCUGUGUUUCAGUCUUUUUUGUUUUCAAUUUGUAUCAGGUAGCUACCAGUGUAUUUGUUGUAAAGUGAGAACUGAACUUCAACUCUUUGCUUUUACCUUCACCUACAUGUAUCCUUUUCAUACAACAAGACACAUAAGGCUAAUCCAUACUUCCCAGCCAGACCUAUCCAAAGCUGUUGAACUGAUUGCUGGGGUGGGUAGCUCUCCCCAGUUAUUCCAUCUAUCUCUGUCCCUUCUCUAUGUCUGCCAUCAUUCUCCAUUUCCUCUUGAGUCUACCUGCUCUUGUAAGCUGAACUGUUGUUAUUCUCUGCCUUCAAAUGGCAUCAUGCUCUGCUUACCUACAUGAGCAGGUGUAGGCAAGGUAUUGGACAGUCGAGUGGUUCUAAGAGGUUUUUAUUACUUAAGGUGGCUCGAUUGUUUUUCAGGGUCAAUACCUCCCAAAUUUGAGCAUAAACUACAUUGCCAUUAAUAAAGAUUUGGAAAAAUUACCACCAUAGCUGUGCAGUGUUUUAGAUAAAGAUGAAAAUUUGUCAUGAUCAGGGUUACAAUGACAUUGGAGUUGUCAUAGCAAUGAAGUGAUGCCAUUGCCUAUUUUACUGGCAGCUGUAUUUCUCAACACAGGGAACUAAUCUUCCAAAUUGUUCACGGGAACUUCUUCUUCCAAUAGGCAUCUCGAUGUUCGUGGAGUUCAAGCGAAAUCUGUAAGAGCAUUAUUGAGAUAUUUUGGGAUGAAGUUUUUAUGGUUAGUAAUGUGUUAAAAACUGGAUAAUAUUGAUGUUCGGUCGUUGUCUGCAGGAAACGAAGUGUUUUUGAAAUGCAAUUAUUUCACCUCAUAGAACUUUGUUUUAUUCUUUUUAAAACCACGUGAAAGAUCAUGGAGAUAGCUCUCAGCCUUUGGCCAAUUGCUAGAAAGAAGCUGGAUUUGGUUAGUGUAUAUCAAGGCGCUCUUGUUGGCGGUUUUGUAAACAUUUUGGUCUACUUUAACAAAUAAACAAAUCAUUUUUAAACCGCUCAAUAGAUUGAGAUUCUCAAGGUUAACCGUCAUUUUCUUGUUUAUCAGAAAUUUUGUGUUUACAAGUGAGAGCUUCUCAUUAUUCAGGGUAUGGUCUCCAAGUUCUAUAUUUUUGUGGACAACAAUAGCGAACAUUUCUGCAUAUAUUGUUAUUUACUACUGUUCACGUGAAAAUGAAACUUUCAAAUUUUCAACUUUAUCUAAUACAGCAGCAGUGGUAAUUUUUCCAAAUCUUUGUUAAUUGUAACAUAGUUUAUGCUAAAAAAAAAACAACCUAUCAAGCCACCUUAAGGUUUCUGAGAUUUGGUCAGAUGGGAGGGUGCAGGUGAUUGGUGCACCACCUACAGCACUGUAACCACCCUGCCCAGACCAGGUCGUUUUUCUUGUAUGGCAAUUACAACUAAAAAAACAUUUCUCUUAUGGAAAAAAAACACAUAUAAACACAUCUAGAUGCCCACUGGUUGUUUUAAUCUACUACUCUUGAGCCCUGAUCAUGCCAACAAAACAUGUAGAGUUGAAAACCAUUAGUAUAGGUAAUAGCAUGAUUUGUAGUGAUAUUUGGCCCCGGGGGGGGCACUGCCAUAUAUGGGCUAUAUAGGUAUGUGCCGCUGUGAAGGGUAUGGUUUUCAAGCAGUUUACUGUAGGAUAGGGUAUAUAAAUCAGAGCGUUUGGGUCUAGAAUAGGGUAUCAUUUUUCAGGAAACUGAUCAGUUGGUUGAAGAUUUUAUCUAGACUAGGUAAACAGCUACUCUAGCAUAGGGGGAUUUGGGGAGUUUACUCUAGUAUAGGGUAGCAAAAUUCAGCUGAACUAGCUCUGGUAUAGGUUAAGGGUUCCAGGGUCCUAGCAGCACAUCCCCACCCAGAAAUUCCUAAAGUGCCCCGGGUAUUUGGCAUAAAUACCAUGAGUGAUAUUUCGAAAUCGUUACACACAAUUUCACGAGCUGUUAGGCGAGUGAAAUUUGAGACAAUUUUGAAAUAUCAUGAGUGGUAUUUAUGCCAAAUAUCACAUACAAAUCAUGCUAUUAUUUGUUUAUACUACUACCCACAAAAGUUUUGUAAUUUUCACAUGUGGGUAUUUCAAAUUAAGCUGAAAGACCACUGCUCUAAGCCAAUCAAAUUGCAGAAAUUUCUCAUGUAGUAGUAUAAACACAAAAAGGACUCCUUGUUGUCAUUUUAAUAAAAAUAAAAAUAUGUUAUUUUGCUGUUUUAUUUACAGUGGCACCAAAGCGAUGGAAGGCAACUGGGACAGGAAGGUGGGUGUCACUGAUUGUAGUGUAUUAUUUGUAUUUUUCUGAUGAAACUGAAAGUGUCUCGGCACAAAAUAGCACUUAUAGCCAAAACUCUAGGGUAUUUGUAAGCAGGUACUUAGGCUUUUUGAGGGAGGGGGGGGGGUGGGGGCUGCAGGGGUAUGUAUGUCUCUAUUCUGAAUUUUAAUGGUGGACAUUUCAUGUAUUGAAGAGAAGGCCAUGUCGUUUUUGAUAUUUCACUAUAAUUGUAUUUGGGAUUUUCCUUGUGACUGUCUCAGUUUCCCACUCAUCUUUCGUGUUGAUUGUUGCCAAUUCUUCUGACAGUGUUAUUUUGCUAUUUCAAGGCCAUGUGGCUUGUCAGAAUUUUACCUCAAGAGGGCCUCCAUACUGUGUAUUUCUCAUUGGUAGUUUUACGUGUACUUAAAUCUCAGUGCUAAGUCAGACUUAAGAACUGUUCUAUGUUAUUAACCAAGUCACUUUGUCUAAGUGAAUUUGAAGUUAUUCUUUACUUUGCAAAAUGGAAAGUUGAAAUCCUGGGGGGAUACACAACAAAGUAUUACACGGAAGAAGCUCUGCUCCGAGGCCCAACCCCUUACACUUUUAUAUACCAUUGUUAACAGAAAAGGUACCCCUAAAUCGUAUACCUUCCUCUGGCAAAAGGUACGCUUUUCAUGUACCUAUUUAAGAAUGCUGCAUCCCUGUUAACUGCUGUAAAUGCACCAUCUUUUAAAUAAUCAAAAAAUGGCCAAACAAGGAUGUCCUCUUGACUUUUUCUCAGCCACAAAAAAACAUCAGUUAGCCCUUUUAGUUCCUCUUACAGACCGAAAAGACCGAUUUCUCUCCCCUUCAUAUUUUUCAACUAGUGAAAUUCCUACCCUUUUAUCUGCCUGAAGUCUGAAAAUGGAACCCUCCUUGGGCGGAGCCUCUCUACAUGUAUUGGGAGUACCACCCUCAGGAUUAAAAUAAGAAAUAUGCAUCCUGAAAACCGAAAACUUGCAGUUACUUAGGCUGUAAGGUUGACCAGGCAUGUCAGUCAAGGUUAGGAUACGUUAAAGGAACAGAAUUGAUUUUCUUGUGUCAAUGUUUACCUUUUAGUUCGCUCUGUCAGCAAGCAGUUGGCCUCUAUUAUCAACUUUCUUUUGUCAAUAAUGGCAUCAUUUGCAUUUGGUUUUAUUGCAUCUCAAUAUGCCUUUCCCUCCAUUGCUAUGGUAUGUAAUAAAUAAAUGGGUUAUGAGUAACAAUCAGGUUCAAUCAAGCAUCUUAAAUCCAGCCAGUGUAAUUUAUGGUAUUCUGGGCAGUCACAUAAAACGACACCACUGCAUUAAUCAAAACUUAAAAGUAGGCUGGUCAUGGUAGAAGUUUGCUGCUGUUGUUGUUGUUGUUUUAUUUUUGCCUGCUAAGAAAAUGGCUUUUAGGACUUUUAAGCUUAUCAUAAAGGGAAGCAAUGGAAGCAUAAAGUAAUCCAAAUAACAAUUUCACAAAAAAAUCCGGUUCAGGGGGAGUCCAAAUCAUAAUCAUGUGCGAUUUACCAGUCUACCGUAGAACUGCUACAUCUGUUAUCAUUUGAAUCCAAAAACGGGCAAAUUUGUGCGGCUGAAGUCUGGAACCGAAAAAAUUGGCAAUCGGUGUGUAGUAUUCCACUUGGUUUAACCAACCAGAAUGAAAGGACUUCUGAAAAUUGUUGUCCUCAAUUUUUGGUUGGAAUUUCCAAAAAAUGACCUUACCAUUAACCUUUCGAGCGGAAUUUUCAACAUCUCUUUAGAACAAAAUUUGAUAAGCACCCCCAGUUUCUUGACGUAGAUGUUGGUGAUAUAAAAGCAGAUGUUGCACUGAAUACUUCAUGAAGGCUUUUUUAAAGCAAACCACGUUUUAGGGAACCGUCAUUUUGGGACACUUUUUUUUAAAUGGACUCAUAGUUACGGGCUUCAUUAAUAAUAUUGGAUUGUGUAUAGGAGCAAGAUUCUGGCCAUGAAGAGCCAAUUCUCAAAUUGUAAAGACAAAGCAAUCAUCUGUUUUAUUUCUUUUUCAGAGAGUGAUCAUAGGAAUUGUGCUGGCCUUCAUCGUAGCCAUUGCAGAAUUGUAUUUUAUGGCUAGAGUGGAAAUUUGA
This is a messenger RNA of Porites lobata, 6601 nucleotides long. The record is from the annotation of a GenBank genome assembly. NCBI's taxonomy places the organism in Eukaryota, Metazoa, Cnidaria, Anthozoa, Scleractinia, Poritidae.